Metopolophium dirhodum (rose-grain aphid) is the source of this 2261-nucleotide messenger RNA. RefSeq names its product C-type lectin 37Da (gene nw). The record is from RefSeq and is a predicted model, not a curated record. The coding region runs from base 240 to 1667 and encodes 475 amino acids. Lineage: Eukaryota; Metazoa; Arthropoda; Insecta; Hemiptera; Aphididae. Gene Ontology annotation, biological process: biological process involved in interspecies interaction between organisms. The transcript is spliced from 5 exons. Gene Ontology annotation, molecular function: carbohydrate binding. Gene Ontology annotation, cellular component: external side of plasma membrane.
GUCUUCAAGCGCAGUUAACCGUCGUACACGAUCGUAUAAACACACACGCGCACACUUCUGCCGGACCACACCACUCACGGACGACGACCGUGUACAAUAUUACAAUAAUACUAUAUUUUAUUGUAUUGACCAUAAUAUUUUCGACCAGCAGAACACGAAAAUAAUAUAAUAUCAUUAUUGUAGCCGUUUCGAGGAUAUAGACACACGCACACCCACCCACGCAACACUGAAAAACCGUCAUGAUCUUCACCGGCACAACGCGGGUCGCUUUGACCGUGGUCACAGUAUUCGCAUGGUUUGCGGCAGGUCAAAGGAUUACAACAAUACAGUUGGAUGGCACUCAGUACUACAUCAGCAGGAUGAAUCCAUAUUCAGCGGAAUUAAACUACUUUUUGGCAUAUGAAUAUUGCAGAUCAAUUGGAUUGCAAUUGGCUUCAUUUGAAACGUUGGAAAAAACGAACUCUAUAUCGGAUUUCUUAAGAAAUGCUGGUUACAAUAAAUUCGACUAUUGGACGUCUGGAAACCGCUUGGGCACCGACAUGCUCAUCUGGAUGUCUACAGGUCUACCGUUCAACACGACUUUCAACCAAAUGAAACGGCCGAACAACCCGGACAACAAUGGUCUGGACAACGAAGACUUGAAGAUGAACGCCAGACCGGAACUGCCCAUAGCUAGGAAAAAGAGGGGCGAGAGUGGUUCCAGAGACGGAUGCGUCGCGAUCAAAGCGCCCAACAUGGACUGGGUGACGGCCGACUGUACUGACCUGAAGGACUUCAUUUGCGAACAGACCAGGUGUUAUUAUUACAACUACGGGUCGAUUCCGGUGUCCUCCAGCCAGGGUUUUGGUUAUAAACAAAAAGCUACAGCAGUCCCAAUUCACUCAAACAUAUCUUUGGAGGAAAACACUUCCACUCCGACAACUACUACUACCACCACUACUACCAUAAAUCCCACCACAACUACCACCAUUGCAUCCACAACAUCCGAAAUCUCUACCACCACCACCAGCACCACCACGCCAGCUUCGCCCGCUGUUAUGGUCACGACCCCCGCCGCCGCCGCGGAGGGCUACGUGGCUACCGAAAUCCGCCGGAAGUCGGGGGACGACGAUGGCAACGACGACGAGGCUCCUAGGUCGGCGGAACCCGAACCCGAACCCGAACUGACGGUCGCGACGACAUCCGGUCCGGUGGUCGACGACUCGCCGUCCGCGAGCACGAACGAACCGCUGCAAAUUGGAUAUCAAGAAUCACAGACCGAUGAACAACAGUCGACCGACGGACGAGCGGACAGUCAGUAUUAUACCACCGAACUUCCUACGCUCAUCCAGAUGCACAAUCAACAACAGCACGAACAACAACAGCACGACCAACAGGUGCACAGGCAUCAUCAACGUGACGAGGUGCAACAGCGCGGGAAACAGGAAGUAGAUCGUCGAGAUCAACUGCAGCAGCACAACGACGCGUACGCUUUCGAAUCGCUGGAAAAGGCUUUUGCCACCGCAGUGCCACACAAGAUUCGAUCUACCAAGGACUUGGAACAGCCCAAAGACGUCGCCGCAGCAGCAGCAGCAGCUACCGGUGAUCUACAGUUACCGUGGUCGUGGGCAAAAGACAUAAUGUUGCAAAAACCCGUGUUGAAAAAGUCAUCGCAAGAAGUCGCUUAGUUCCAUAACAAUGGGCGAGUCUUACGUUUAGAAUAUUGUCAUGUUUGUUUAAAGAAAACAAUUUUUUUUUUAAAAAACAAGAAUUAUUACGUAUGACAUUUGAAAAUCAAAAAUCAACCACAAACCUAAACUUCGUUCAAACGUUGCUCUCUUCCGCGUUUCUCCCUACACGUCAUUAUUAUCUGAAGUGAAUUAUUACACUACGAUAUUAUGCAAUUUAUUAAUUUAGUCAUGUAUAAUUAUUAAAAUCCGUUCUCAGCGCUUAAUUAUGUGGAGUAAUGGUGGUACAUUUAAAUAUUUAAUUUCAUGUGAUUACCUACCUAUUCAUUUUUUUAUAAUUUUAUUUAGAAUAUAGUUAUGCAAAUAAUGAACAAAUCACAUCGGUAUAAUAUAAAAGAAAAUAAUAAGUAGAAAGACUGAUCGAAUUUUUUUUAUCUCGUUUUUACUUAUUAUAUUCUUUUGCGUCUAUCGAUUAUUAUUUUAUUUUGUAUAUAUUAAUUUUUAUAGAUUCUCUCUUAGACUAAUGACUAAUAAUGUACUUUAAUAUUUAAUGGUAAUCAUUUUGAAUAAAUCAAGUGAUUGAAAACGAAAAAA